AUGGAUCUGGCAGCCCAAGGACAUUCUCGAGCCGAAGCCCUUUGGGCACUGGUUCAGCGAUCAAUAGCUAGGCGAAACAACAGAACUCACUUUAUACUCUUAUCGCCAUUGGAGCAACUCAUGCCGCGUACUUAUCUCCGACGUUUGUUUUGUUUUCCGUUCGUGGGUGAUGAUAUCGACGUAGCUGUUGACGCUCUUGAAAGAGCACAUAAGGCUAUCCUUUGUCUCUUUCCUCAUUUGUCUGGACACGUUGCUCUGGACAAAAAUGGCGGCAAACAAAGUGGUCGUUUGGAACUCACGUAUGACGACCGCUACGUCAAAGAUUCAAAGCUGCUUGUGAAAGUGUAUGAUGCGAGUGAAUUUCCAUACACUUAUGAAGAGCUCCGGGGCCUGGGAAUGCCCCCUAGUAAACUUCCCAAUUUUCUAGUCUCGAACGUUCCCCAUGACCUGGGACUGGACAAGCCGUGGGCAGCUACAGUGUUUCAGGCCAACUUCAUACGAGGUGGCUUGAUCCUGGCCGUUUACGCUCAUAACAGUGUCAUUGACGAGUUUGGAUUGUCGAUCGUUAUAGAUCAUUUCCGAGAUUUCCUCGACGAGUCAGUGGUGCUGCCUGACGAAAGAAUUGACCAGGAUGAGUUCAGAGCGGUUUUAGACAAAGGACUCGCCGUGGACGAGUCCUUGAAGAGCCAUCGUGAAUACAAUUUCCCAAUCGUCACCACUGUCAAAACGCCGCCGGAUCUGUCUGAGGCCGGAUCACCAGUGGAAGAAGGCUCUGCCAAGCAGGCGAGUGACAUCUUGGCUGCCAUGGCUCGAGGUAAAGUCUUUGCCUUUUCGAACGAGAGGAUUGUGACUCUCAGAAAGUUUCUCGAAGACAACAUGAAGGGAGCUUUCUUCGAGCUUGGCGAACUCUUUCUGCUGAAGUCUGUUUUGAUCACAGAAGUUCUCUAUGCUCUGGUUUGGGUAUUCGUGACUCGUGCUCGGAGUCGGCGGUUUCUGAACGCUGACGGCAGCCCUGUUCAAGGCAAGAACGUAAGGACUUCCAGCAUCACGUUGCCUGUGACCAUCCGUGGCAAGAUGGAUCCCCCCGUGCCAGAAGACUUCAUCGGCGGCACAACCGUUCAGUCUCAGGCCGUGCUUCCACUGUCCAGGCUUCUCCACAAAGACAGCGAUUCCGUGCUCGACCUUAAGUUCGCAGGCACUGAUUUCAAGCCGAAAUCAGCGACAGCCCUGCUGUCCAGCCUGAUCGAAAUCCGUCACGCCAUGGCCAAAGUCGACGAAGGCCACGUCCGGUCCCUCAUCUCAGCGUGCAACGUAACGCCCGACAUCAGAGACGUCACUCUCAACUCGCACUACAAAGGCGGAAUGGACAUCGUGGUCGAAAACUGGCGCGCUUUGAAGUAUGAGGAUUACACGUGGGAGAUCCCCGGGAUCGGCAACGACAAACGCGUGGAAUUCGUCCGUCCCCCCUGGACGCAUCAGGAGGGCGUCAUGAUCUUUUUGCCGAGUCGCAACCCGCAGCCGCCGCGGACGACGCCGCUGCCGCAAGGGGCCGUGAUCAUCGACGAAGAUGACAGCGAAGUUCUUAUUCAGUUGCGGACGGAUGAUAUGGAUCGCCUCAUGCAGGACCAUGAGUUCAUGUGGCAAUGCGAUUGCGACUCGACUCAUUUGGUCGAUCGGCUUUCUCUACGUUAUGAUGAGCGCGGGUCGAAGGUCGAUAAUCAAGACACAGGUUACCUAAUCGGGGAUUAA
Rasamsonia emersonii CBS 393.64 is the source of this 1749-nucleotide messenger RNA. RefSeq lists its product as uncharacterized. Gene Ontology annotation, molecular function: acyltransferase activity, transferring groups other than amino-acyl groups. Bases 1 to 1749 code for a protein of 582 amino acids. Lineage: Eukaryota; Fungi; Ascomycota; Eurotiomycetes; Eurotiales; Trichocomaceae. The transcript is spliced from 2 exons. The record is from RefSeq and is a predicted model, not a curated record.